AUGCACCGGCGUGCGGCUUUGGAGGCCUCGAAGCGUCGGGAUGGCCGUAGGCCACGGCAGUCCGAGGCUGAAGAGGAUGACGAGGAAGAAGAUGACCGUCGCCGUCGCCGCGAGGAACGCAAACGGCUGAAGAAGGAAAAGGCUCGGCAAAAAGAGUUAGAGUCGGCUUCAAUUCCACUGUAUCUACCGGAGUUCAUCAGCGUUAGCAAUCUUGCGGAUGUCAUCGGAGUGCGGCCCGCACAAUUUGUUCAACAAAUGGAAGAUAUGGGCUUUGAGGGUGUCACAUACAGCCACGUUCUUGACGCGGAGACCGCCGGCCUUGUCGCAGCCGAAUACAAUUUCGAGCCCAUCUUCGAAACUGCAGAGGAUGAGGACCUGGCAGCUGCACCCGAGCCUGAAGACAAGUCCAUCUUACCUUCCAGACCACCGGUGGUGACUAUUAUGGGACACGUUGAUCAUGGCAAAACUACUAUUUUGGAUUGGCUUCGAAACUCGUCGGUGGCCGCGUCAGAACACGGAGGCAUUACACAGCACAUCGGUGCUUUUUCUGUCGCUAUGCCCUCUGGAAAGACCAUUACAUUCUUGGACACUCCUGGCCACGCUGCAUUCCUGGAUAUGCGUCGCCGUGGUGCAGAUGUCACUGACAUUGUAGUCCUCGUAAUCGCAGCAGAUGAUAGCGUCAAACCCCAGACAAUCGAGGCAAUCAAGCACGCCACUGAAGCCAGAGUUCCUAUCAUUGUCGCUAUCAGUAAGAUUGACAAGGAGAAUAUCAAUCUCGAGAAAGUCAAACAGGAUCUUUCUAUCCACGGUGUACACGUCGAAGACUACGGCGGCGACGUCCAAGCGAUUGGCGUAAGUGGUAAAACUGGCCAGGGCAUGUUAGAGCUCGAAGAAGCUAUCGUCACGCUUUCGGAGGUUCUCGACCAUCGAGCGGAGGUGGACGGCAAAGCUGAGGGGUGGGUGAUUGAGGGGACAACCAAAAGCUAUGGCCGUGUGGCGACGGUGCUCAUCAGACGUGGUACACUACGGCCGGGAGAUAUCAUAGUCGCGGGCACAACCUGGGCUCGUGUACGCACUCUCAGGAAUGAGGCGGGCGUCGCAAUCUCCGAAGCUACCCCCGGCAUGCCAGUCGAGGUUGACGGCUGGAGGGAACAACCGUCUGCUGGGACUGAACUUCUUGAGGCUGUUGACGAGCAGCAGGCCAAGGACGUCGUGGAUUAUCGACUGGAGAAAACCGAGACUCAGAAACUAGGCCAGGAUACCGUGGCGAUCAACGAGGCACGGCGUGAAGUACUCGAGAGGCGCCGACAGGAAGAAUCCGAGGGCAUUGAGACUGCCGGCUCUGUCCAGGAGACAUCUGGCCCUAAACCAGUACAUUUUGUCAUCAAAGCAGACGUCGGCGGAUCUGCAGAGGCUGUCUUAAACUCGGUCACUGCGAUUGGCAACAACGAAGUCUUUGCUAAUGUGCUCCGUUCCGAGGUCGGUCCAAUCAGUGAGUUUGAUAUUGAGCAUGCAGCUUCAGCAAAUGGUCAUAUCGUCUCGUUCAAUAUGCCUAUCGACCCUGCCAUGUCUCGUAUGGCAGAAGUUCGAGGGGUCAAAAUUAUGGAUCAUAACGUUAUCUACAAACUCAUUGACGAUGUCAAAGCAAUCUUAAGCGAACAGUUACCUCCGUCGGUAAGUCACCGUGUCACUGGAGAAGCGGAGAUCGGACAGGUAUUCGAGAUCACACUCAAGGGGAGAGAGAAGACAGCCAUUGCUGGAUGUAAAGUACGCAAUGGCAUAAUUAGCAAGGCCAGGAAAGUACGAGUAAUCAGGGGCCAGGAAACAAUCUUUGAUGGCUCCAUAAAUUCCCUCAAGAACGUCAAGAAGGACGUGACCGAAAUGCGUAAGGACACAGAAUGUGGUAUCGGCUUCGAAGGCUGGACUAGCUUUGCCGUCGGUGACCAUGUUCAGUGCUAUGAGGAGAUCUACGAGAAGAGAUACCUAUGA
Aspergillus oryzae RIB40 is the source of this 1989-nucleotide messenger RNA. Its product is annotated as translation initiation factor 2. The transcript is spliced from 3 exons. Gene Ontology annotation, biological process: translational initiation. Lineage: Eukaryota; Fungi; Ascomycota; Eurotiomycetes; Eurotiales; Aspergillaceae. The record is from RefSeq and is a predicted model, not a curated record. Bases 1 to 1989 code for a protein of 662 amino acids. Gene Ontology annotation, molecular function: GTPase activity; GTP binding; translation initiation factor activity.